Parasteatoda tepidariorum (common house spider) is the source of this 4533-nucleotide messenger RNA. RefSeq names its product homeobox protein abdominal-A-like. Gene Ontology annotation, cellular component: nucleus. NCBI's taxonomy places the organism in Eukaryota, Metazoa, Arthropoda, Arachnida, Araneae, Theridiidae. Gene Ontology annotation, biological process: anterior/posterior pattern specification; negative regulation of transcription by RNA polymerase II. The record is from RefSeq and is a predicted model, not a curated record. Gene Ontology annotation, molecular function: DNA-binding transcription factor activity, RNA polymerase II-specific; RNA polymerase II cis-regulatory region sequence-specific DNA binding.
AAUUGUUAGUGAGAGUUUUAUUUAUUUAUUUUUCACAAUACGCAUUUCAUGAUAAGAGAAAAAAAUUCGAUUUGAUAAGAUCCACAAUAGCGAGAGAGUUAUAAUACAGUCUACAGUUGUCUUAGAAGCCCGUUAAACAAAACAAAAUGGGAGAAAGAAAAAUAUAAAAAAAAAGAGAGAGACUAACUGAAGAGUGAGUGAAAGAUGAAGUAGAAAGAGAGAAGGAAGCGACCUGACUCUCGUGUAGCGCAGACUUGCAGAGCAUUUUGAGCGUAGUGACGGAAACGUCGAGUCAUUGGUUGUCUUCCCAACGUUGAUUCUGUGAUUGGCCUUACGUUGUUUACGCGGGUGUAGCAGCUAAUGUGCCGGACUUAUCUUUGGAUGACUUUUACGUAAAGCAGAGUCUUGAAACAAAACGAGCUAUAUUAUUUUUUUCUAUUGAUGUUCACAAGAAUGAAGUAAAAAUGAGCUCGAAUUCUUUCAUGGACUCGUUUUUGGGGAGCAAGUACGCUAGUGAUGCCGUAUCAUCGGCUGCAGCUCUGCAGAGUUACGGGCAUCAUCCUCAGCAUAGAAUGUAUCCCUAUGGAUCACUUUCCCCACAGUCGUCUGUAGCGGUCAGCGGCACUCUUUACUACACCACGAAUUCGGAUCUGGCCAAGUCAUGCCGGUAUAACUCGACUGGCCAAACAAAUGGACUGGACAUUUCCGGCACAGGGUACGCUUUUAAUCUCCAAAACUGCGGCGUCUCCAGCUCUACAGCCGCUGCGGCUCAGGCCAUGAUGGGCCCGGCACAGUUUUUACCCCAUCCUGCAACUGAUCUGGCAUCUUCCCUCAGCCCCUGUUCCCAGCUAGGUUAUCGCCAACUGGACCCAAUACCUGAUGUCCCCCGUUACCCCUGGAUGACCAUUGCUGGAUGGACAGAACACUCACUUCAUGCUGGCUACAGAUCUUUAAGAAGUCCAAAUGGGUGUCCUAGACGCAGAGGGCGGCAAACAUAUACCAGAUUUCAAACUCUUGAACUGGAAAAAGAAUUUCACUUUAAUCAUUAUUUGACACGACGGCGGCGGAUUGAGAUAGCUCAUGCCCUGUGUCUGACAGAAAGACAAAUUAAAAUCUGGUUUCAGAAUCGUCGAAUGAAAUUGAAGAAAGAGCUGAGAGCUGUAAAGGAAAUAAACGAACAGGCUAGACUAGAAGCGAAACUAAAAGACCAAGAUGAUAGUAAGAGAAAAAACAGCACAAGCUCUAGUAGUACUGGAGACAAAAAAGAUUCUUCUUCGUCUUCAACUAUAUCUAAGGACCAUCAUCUAGACAAAGUUAAGCAUGAUGCAGACGAUGAUACUAGAGGAAGACGUGAAAGUCUUCAAGAUGAUGAUAAUGAUUCCAGAAAUUCCACCAACACUGACAUCAGUACUACAUCUGUUGGUGAUAUAGUCGAUACAAGUCCUGGAGUAGAUCGGUUGGUGGCUAGACCGCUGAUUCCUAGCUCUGAUGAAGCUAGUUUACCCUAAAGAAAACAAAAAUCCACCAUCUAGACCUCCAAAUCUGGAGAUCUAGUUUACUGAUUACCAAUAUACGACAAUACUGAAAUAAAUUCCUCUCUGUUGCUGCUAUUGCAUAAGAAAUACUUACUUUUUUAUUACUUAGUUCAAAUGGACUGAUUGAGAUGAUGCCAUUUCAGGGUUCCCACGUUGUUGCACAAACUAAUUUCUAACUUAGUUUUUAUAUGCUCAACCUAAUCUUUUAUUUGAUUUAUGCCUUACAAUAGCAUUGACCUCAGCACAAAGCAGUUAUCAACGCCUUUUCCGAUAUACGUAGUAGAAAGAAGAACAGUUAGAAUGCGGAAUGAUUAUCUUUCUUACAAAGUAACUACAAAUUGUGGCGUCUUAGAUUGCUUUCAUUAAAGGUCCAACUAUGUCAGCCUACCCUUUGUAAGCACAAUAUUAAAACUAUGACUUAAUGUGGGAAUCCUAUAUUCGUAUGUAAAAGAUAUCCAAUUCUUGAUGAAUCCCAAAACAUUUUUCAUUUCAUAAAAAGUUAUAUCAUUAGAAAUUUCAUGUUUAACCCCGAGUCUACGGUGGGUUACUACAAGAACAAACUCAUAACUUUUUGAAUGAUUUUGUAAUUGUGUCUUACCAUUGAGUGUUUCUAUACGUAUUUCAUCAUUUUCUACUUCAUGAGACGGAUUAUUUUUCUCACUUAUAGAACUCCAGAGAAUAAAUUGAAGAUACAGUUUUAUAGAUUUUAAAUAAUUCAAUGCUUGUUUAUUGUUAUCAUAUGAAGUAGUUUCAUAUUUAAUUGACUGUUUAGGUGUCUUUUUUAUCAAAGUUUGUUAGUUUAUUUAGAAAAUAUUUAUUUCAGUUUAUGUGAUUGCAAAGUAGAGAUUAACUAUUGUUUUCAAUAUGAUCAAUUGUGAAUUUCGUUAUUAAAUAUAAAGCUGUUCUUUACUUACCAAAAAAUUUUAUCUGCAUUUGCAGUUUAAGUUUUGAUAAAUUUUUUAUUUGUGAAAAUUAGCUUCAAUCAUUCUUCUCAAAACUUAAAAUGCAAUAAGCACAUGGUAAAUAACUAACUUCUUCUGCAAGGAACACAAUCUGUUCCUUCCAGAAGAAAUUAGCUACUUUAUUAAUUAGUUACCUAUGAAAAGAAUUAACUUACGCGAAAAAAAUUUUCAUUAAAAUUUAAUACUCAUUUUGGGAUAAUUUAAUUUGGACUGAAUAAAACGAACACCUAUAAGAGGGAAUUUUUUUUAUGGAAAUGUUUCUCUGUCAUUAAAAAGCGUUAUCUGAAAAUUGUUGUAAAUCAAAUAAACUAAUAAUUUUAUAAACCAUUACAGGUAAUCUAAGAGUAAUAACUGAAAAAAUAAUUUCAUUAGUUAAAAUGAUGAUUUUAUAAAAUGAUAAAGAUGUAGUAUAAAAUUUAAUUUAAACUUAAAAGCACAGAUUUGUUGUCACACUACAUAGGAACUGCAGUUAGAAAGCCUAUAGUAUGUCUGAAAUUAAAAAUCUAUUGAGGUUUUAAUAGCAUAUUUUAUUUGAAAAGAAACAAUUAUAUUAAAACUGUUAGUCUAAAAUACAUAAUUUUAAAUCUUAUUAUCUGAUUCUCCUAGUUUAUCAAUUAACUAUAUUACAAAUACUAUGAUUAAAAUAAGGAUUAACUACGUCAUUUCAUUACGUUAAAGCUUAUUUUCUCUUGAUCGCUUAUCGCAGUCGAAUUAGUUCGAUUUUAUCAUUUGUAUAACCGAACUAGCAUAGAGGAGAUGUAAUCGUAAGAGAAACUGCAGUGUUCUAUGAAUAAAGUCUUACAUUUCUAUCAAAUUUUUGAAUUAAUAUGCGAUAGGCCAAGCUGCCAACUUUUACCCUUUGGUGGUAGAUUUUUCCACUAGCCGCAAAGUGAAUGUAUUAUUAUUUGAUUCAAAAUAUUUCAGAUCACCAUGGAAAAUGAACCAUUGAAACAUGUUUAAGAAAAUGACAUUUUUGUAGUGAUAUUUUCAAGAGAUGGCAAGAUAAAAAACAAAUAAAGGAAGAAAAAACUGUUUUUUAUCGCUACCUCCGUAGAAAGUUUUCUUCAAAAAGCGUAAAAUUUGGCAGUUACACUGUAGAAUUCAAACAAUAUUAGUUUACACCUUCUUAUAUAAUGUUAUAUAUUUGAAUUUUUUGUUGAUUUUUAUUCGUAUCAAUUUUCAUUGAAUUAUUCAAUUGUUAAAUGCUUUUUUAACUGUUAAUAUAGAUUAGUAUUAAGUUUUUGUUGCCAUUUUUGAAUGUUGUUAAGUGUUAAAUAUUACAUUCAGUGAAACUGUGUUAAAUAUUUUUCUUCAUAUGAGUGCAAAAAUGUUUAAAUUGAGUUUUUGUUUUAGUAAACUGCAAUACAACGAUACAACUUAUUUAAUGUUUAACACUAGAUUUACCUCACAGAACAGUUACUUAGUUUCACGUGAAAUGAUGUUUUAAGAAUAUUCUAAAAACUAUAUAUGUUUUCACGAUGCUUAAAGUUUUUUGCUUAAAAAAAUUGCAAUAAUAGGACUUAAAUCAUGACCAAUAUUUCAAUUCACAACGAUUAAUUUAGUUAGCAAAAGUAGUAAUUCCUUAAAAAAACAAAGACUAUUUCAUGAUUUGAUUAGAUAAGAAAAUUUUCUUGAUUAUAACAAAAAAAAAAAUAUUUACAUUGCUUUUUUCCUUCCAUUUCUGGAAUUAAUGGAAAAAGAGUACGACCAUAUCUACUAAAUGCUUAGCAUUGUAAUUCAAUUUAAGAAAAAGCUAUUUUUUAAUAUUUUUUAAGAGUGGGUAACAAAAAUUUAAAGCAGCUGUCGAAAAGCUAGAAAUUAAAAAGAAAACUAUUCCAUUGUAAUACUCAUAUGAAUAGAUGAUUUCAUGCUUAUGUUACUUUUUAAGAAAAAAGAAAAUUCACUAUGCGUCUACUCCACAUUUAGAGUACAUUUUAAACACAAAAUGUACGAAAUGUAAAGAAACUUUUUGCAACAUCGUUGAAUAAAUAUGUCUUUAAGAUUGUUCGGAAUACAUAAUAAAUAUAUUAUAAGUA